Molecule: messenger RNA, 7879 nt
Organism: Morone saxatilis (striped sea-bass)
Lineage: Eukaryota; Metazoa; Chordata; Actinopteri; Moronidae
Gene: lrrc7
Product: leucine rich repeat containing 7
Exons: 27
Coding region: 10-4677 (1555 amino acids)
Biological process (GO): neurotransmitter receptor transport, endosome to postsynaptic membrane; neurotransmitter receptor transport postsynaptic membrane to endosome
Cellular component (GO): postsynaptic membrane; adherens junction; postsynaptic density
Molecular function (GO): protein binding
Source: RefSeq, a predicted model, not a curated record
UGUCUGGAAAUGACCACUAAGCGGAAGCUGAUUGGCCGGCUGGUGCCGUGCCGUUGUUUCCGUGGUGAAGAGGAAGUGAUCUCAGUGUUGGACUACUCCCACUGCAGCCUGCAGCAGGUCCCCAAGGAGAUCUUCAGCUUCGAGAGAACUCUGGAGGAGCUCUACCUAGACGCCAACCAGAUUGAGGAACUACCCAAGCAACUCUUCAACUGCCAGGCCUUGAAGAAGCUGAGCAUGCCCGAUAACGACCUGUCCAACCUGCCCACCACCAUCGCCAGCUUGGUUAACCUCAAAGAGCUGGACAUCAGUAAAAACGGUAUCCAGGAGUUUCCAGACAAUAUAAAAUGCUGUAAAGGCCUGUCUGUGGUGGAAGCCAGUGUCAACCCUAUCACCAAACUCCCAGAUGGUUUUACGCAGCUCCUGAAUCUGACCCAGCUCUUCUUAAACGAUGCCUUCUUGGAGUAUCUGCCAGCUAACUUUGGCAGACUCUCCAAACUACGGAUCCUGGAGCUGAGAGAGAACCACCUGAAAACCAUGCCAAACCCGGGGAGGUUGUUGGAACAGAUCCACAACUUAAGAGACACUGUGCUGGGAAUAACAACUCUCACAGUCUAUACCAGGGGUAAGAACAACGACAGUCUGUCUCUUUUGGAGGAGUUGGACUGUAGCUGUAAUGAGUUGGAGUCGUUGCCUCCCACUAUCGGCUACCUGCACAGCCUGAGGACCUUCGCUGCUGAUGAGAACUUCCUCUCAGAGCUGCCCCGGGAGGUACAAUGUGUACAACACUUGCAUAUCAUUACUGCAGGAACAUCUCUCUUUUCUUUCUCACCCCUCCCUCUGUGUGUCUCUCUCAGGUUAAAGAAUCUACCGUUUACCUUUACAAAGCUGAAGGACCUGGCAGCUCUCUGGCUUUCUGACAAUCAGUCCAAGGCUCUGAUCCCACUGCAGACAGAAGCCCACCCUGAAACCAAACAGAAGGUUUUGACCAACUACAUGUUUCCUCAGCAACCGCGACAUGAUGAGGAUUACCAGUCGGACAGUGACAGCUUUAAUCCUACUCUGUGGGAGGAGCAGAGACAGCAGAGGAUGACUGUGGCCUUUGACUUUGAGGAUAAGAAAGAAGAGGAAGACAACUCUGGGAAGGUCAAGGUUGAGAUAAACCUAAAGCGCUACCCAACACCUUACCCUGAGGACCUUAAGAACAUGGUAAAGUCAGUGCAAAGCCUUGUGGGUAAAAGCGUACACGCCGGACACGGGCUCCAGCACCAGCACCAGCAUCAACACCAGCACCAGCACCAGCAUCAGCUGAGCACAGGCACUGCCACUUCGGCAGGAACCAACAUGGAACACACACACCUCAGCAAAGAACAGUACGAACCACCGUGGCCCCUGCCUCCCAAAGAGGUGACAGACAGAGAGAUGCAGGACUUCUCUCAGACUCAGCUAAUGGAUCAGGGAUCAAUGCAUAACUCUGGCAUCGACAUUCCCAAGAGGAAGGACAAAGAGGACCUGACAGAGAGCUCUGAGGACUCGAUGGGCGGCUCUCCCAACGACAUCCGUAUCUCGGACAUGAGGCCCACCCUGGUGGAGCCACCGAUGUACAAACCAAAAGUGGUGCUGCUGGGGAAGGACAAGAAAGAGUCUACAGAUGAGGAGGUGGAUAAGCUUCACUGUCUGAACCACAGCGGCUCCUCAGCCACCUACUCCGACUAUUCUCCCUCACAGGGCUCCUCCGGCUCCUCCAACCCGCCCGCCAACACGCACUCACACACACUGUCUCACACACACCAACACAAUCCCGCCCUGCCGGCCCCCAACAAGGACCAAACCCCUCAAACACACUGGACCAACAGACUGGCUCAGUCGUUCCCCAAGCCCAUUGACUCAAAGCCCCUGCUAUCUCAGAGAGAAACCCCUCCAUCAGGAACCCUGCAGCAGCGUGGAGAUCGACGUCCACUGAGCGAGCCUUUUGACUGGUCCGAGGCCCCUCACUAUGACAACACAGGUUUUGAUGCUGAGGAGUCUCCUCUGGACGCUCCAUCUACUGGGAGUCAGGGAAACCCACCGCUGGGCUCCAAACCCCGCAGCCAGUCAACACAUGGGCGACGCCCCCUCCUCAGGCAAGAGCGAAUCGUAGGAGUACCUCUGGAGCUGGACACUCACACGCUUCCCUUCCACAGCAACCAACGCUCCACUCCAGACAAUGACCCACAAUCCUCCGGACCUUCCAGCCAGAAUCCUUGGCAGAACUGGACCAGAACCCCCAGCCCACUGGAGGACCGAACCGCUUUUCCCUCUAAACUGGAUAUGACGCCAACGUCCAGCCCCAACCCUGAUCGCAAGGACAUAGACUCAAGGAUGGAACAAGGUGCAGGGCCUUUGCCUGGCAGCUGGACAUACCACAACAAUCAGGGGGAGCAGGGCAGGAAGGAUCAGCUAAGUGUCAGCGGGGGCAACAAGGUGACCGUGGUGAUGAGUAAAAGCUCUGACCGCCUGUCUCCCAUGAUGAGGGAGACAAGAUCUAAGUUUAAGAAGUCACAGAGCAUCGAUGAGAUUGACAUCGGCUCCUACAAGGUCUACAGUAUCCCCGUGGACAGCUACAGUUCAUCUAUUGAGCAGCAGACUAGUUUGGACCGUCCAGAGUUGCCCUGUUCUAUGGAGCAGACCAACAUGUCACGGUCACAGUCGGCCCCCAUGUUAGACGAUGAGAUGGGCUUCCCAGGACAUGGAGGCGGCAACCAGAACCACGGGGGACAGAACCAAAAACCUGCCAUCCCACAUAAGGCGUAUCACUUUGACCACAACUACAACCCCCAGGUGACCAUGGACCGUCGGGUCCCUCCCCCCUUCCCCAACACACCAGAUUAUGUCAACCACUCAUCAAAGGCCUUGGAGUACAUCAAUCAACCAGGGAAGACAUUACCCAAGGAGUUGGUGAGCCCUCGGUAUCGUGCAUAUCCACCGCUGGAGAUGUUUUCUUUUCCCCAAUCACCUAUCAAUCAGGAUGGUCCGCCCAGCCAGCAGCAACAGCAGCCAGUCCCUACACAGCGCUCCAGGCCAGGGUUUUUGAGGAGAGCAGAUUCAUUGGUGAGCUCUACAGAGCUUGCUUUGUUCCGCAGAGUCCAUGAAGCCCAGCAGGAGGCGCUGCAGGAAGCUCAGUACAGACAGCAGGCGGAUCCCCCUCUUUAUAGUCGGGCUCUUGUCUACUCCACCCCCAUGGAGCACUCUGCUCUCACCAACAUGGCCGACAGCCAGAGCCAGAUGCUGCACAAUAAGAGAAACGGUCGCUACGAUGACGACUAUACCACCUACCAGGAACAGAAGAAGCCUAUGAUUGGUUACCCGACCAAGAGCCUGACUCAGCGCCGCCCUCUGUCUGCCAGGAGCUACAGUACUGAGACCUACGGAGCAUCUCAGGCCCGCCCAGUGUCAGCUCGUCCCACCAUGGCCGCCCUGCUGGAGAAGAUGCCCCCUGACUACACUCUGGCAACCUGCCCUGAGAAACCAUCUGAUGACACCAUCAAAGUAAGACCUGUCGUACCACAGAAACCUGAAGACAUCACCUCCAGGAUGCCUGCCGACUGGAGGCAACAGCUACUUAGGCACAUAGAGGCCAAACGAUUGGACAGGAGUGGUGUCCUAAAGCACAACACGCUCACGCUGGGCAUGCUCUGUCAGGGCGGGGGUCACGGCCAGGGGCGCAGCAGCACUUUGAACUUUAACCUUUACAAUAACACUAAGCAUGAGCCCCCUGCUGGCCGCUGGCUGCCACUACCUCCUCCUCCGUCUGCUAACGCUACCCCCUCUCAGCAGGCUGCCAUGCUGGACAAUGACCAAGAGGGGGUGUCAGGAAGCAACCAGUGGGCUCCCUACUCCCUGGGCAGGAGGGACGUCCCACCUGACAACCUCAUGAAAAAGAGUGCCCACUCCCACAAUCCUUCCCACCAGUCACACAACACACACAUGAUCGUCACUUCCUCCACCUCCUCCUCGUCUACCACGCCUCACCGUGUAGUCGGGCAGCAGGGCUACGACGGGAUGAUGAACAAAGGGGGCCAAUACCAACCAGGGAUGCCCUUGUCAGUGGUUCCCUCUGGGGGGCCGGGGCAGUACCAAGGCAACAUGUCUCAAGGCCAUCCCAAUGCUGGACAGGGUUAUUCCAGCUCAGGCCUGCCCAUGGCCCUGUCCCCAUCUGGGAACCAACCCCAGUACAACCCCCAUUCCUCCCACUCUUCCCAUCAGCCCUCCCUCCCCGCCACCAACCCCCAGUACCACAGCAACCAGGGCAUGGUCCAUAGCAACCAGGUUGUUAUGACCCACACCAAUCCACGGCCUCAGAGCGCUCGCUGCCUGUUGCAGACGAAAGGCCAGAAGAGCACGGAUGGUUUCCAGGAACAGUUGUGUGUGAGAAUAGAGAAGAACCCUGGUCUUGGUUUCAGUAUCUCUGGUGGCAUCAGUGGCCAGGGGAACCCCUUCAAACCCUCCGACAUGGGUAUCUUUGUUACUAGGGUACAGCAUGACGGGCCCGCCGCCUCCGCCCUGCAGCCCGGAGACAAGAUACUGCAGGCUAACGGACAUAGUUUUUUACACAUGGAGCACGAGACAGCCGUCUCUCUGCUGAAGAGUUUCCAGCGGACGGUGGACUUGAUGGUUCUGAGAGACAGCAGCACGCGCUAAAAAUAGUUUUAUAACAAACAAACAAACAAACACAACAACGCUUCUCUACUCUGCUCAUCGCCAUCCCACGCCACCCCACCUGCCCUCCGCUGGAGGCUUGUGGAACUGAGAAAUGAGCCGCCUUUUUUACCUUUUUAGGGGAACACACAGACAUUUAUUUGCCUAUUGCUGGACCAAAGGCAAAUACUAGUGCCAAAUGUACCAUAGGAAACAUAUCGGCUCUUCUGUCCACCGGCGGUCAGGGACCUGAUCGACGAUUGGACGGACCACAAGAGGACUCUACGCUUUGAGUUCCUACAGGGCUGCUGCAGUUUGGAUUUUGUGGUUGGUUUGUUAAUUAGGCAGUCAUCUUAUUGGCCAGUCUAAAUAGUUUGUUUCUGUUAGUUAGGGUUCUGGGAUAUUUUUGCUUUUCUCCACUGCCUUUUUAUUUUGCUGUCCAUGAUAGAUCUUUAAUAUUUUGUUUGGUGUAGCACAUAUUUUACAUUCAGCGUUCUUCAUUGUUCUUCUUUGCUUUGUCCAGUUCUCUUCUGAUUAAUUUUUUGUUGUCUUCUAAUCUGUUCUCUUAUUUUAUUUUCUGUUCUUCUCUUUCUUUCAGUGUCUUUUGUUUUAUUACUUUUUGCUGUCUUAUGUUGUGUUCUGCAGGUAUUAUUGCCUCCAGUGUAUAGAAAUUGUAAACGUAAGACUUUCUGCCUUGUGUACAUAUAUAGAGCUGCAGCUUUCUAGAGCUGCACUCUCCUUGGGGCCUGGACAGACAGCUCUAAAAGUUUAUGAUUGAUAUAAAUAUUGUUGAUAAACCACAUUCUGAAUUCUCUCUUAUGAACAUACAGGGAUUAUUUCUCCAAAUGGACAAUUUUCUAAAGUAUACCACUGAUUUUUUUUUUCUUUCUGUAAAGAAAACACUGUUCAUAGUUCAUCACUGCUACUUGUUUUUUUUGUUUUAAAAACAGUUGCUUGCACAGCUGUGCUGAAAAGAGCUAAAGCAAUAUUUCUGAGGCUCGGCCCACUGAGAUUUUCAGCAGAGCCUAACUUGUCCUGCAGUGCCAUCUAUCGAGCAAGUCAUGCUAAUGUUUACACACACUGCCAUGCACAUGAACUACCAGGCAAACACACAUAUACAGUAGAUGUAUGUGCCCCCAUACACAACGCAUAUGCAAUGGUGCUCUGUGCACUAUUGCCUAAUAAAGCCCUGUCUAUAUUCUAGCCUGAUUUUAAAUUUCAACUGCUAUUGUAAAACCAAUCACACACACAGACAUUGUAACAUUACUCAUAAUAUCUGUGCCAUAUCACAUUUUGUGGUCCUGUUUUCUAGUAUUGUUACUGCAGUGUUACAUCCCUUUUUAGCUGUUUGAGUUGUAUGAUAAAGUCACAGCAUGCUCUCAUACCAUUGGUCACUGUCAGCCAGCCAUUUUCUGUUGGCUUCUAGAGUUCACUACUCUGUAGAAGACUCUAGAUGUAUUAUACCACUGAGUUUCAGUGAGACUGAUGUUCUAUAGUUGGUGCCAUAUGGACCCUUUUUCCCUCCCUGGUUGUAUUUAAACAGGCCUAAAACUUUAGAGCUUUUACCCCUUUGUGGCCCAGAUCUGAUCUGCAUACAGUGAAAGCAGCAGCGUGUAGGGAAACUGGUUUUAACAUUUGGUGAGGGUCCUGACCUCUGGCCUCCAUGUAGAAAGCAACAAGAGAAAAGAGAAUGUCCCUACAAGAAUCAAUAAGGUAUAACACACAGUUUAAAGUGUCUUAAUGGGUAAAUCUGUAGUGAAUCACAUUUUCCCUUUUUAGACAAUCAGGAAAUUAUCUGAGGCUGUGUGGCUACACUUGAAAUUUCAGUGGAACUUUUGUAACCUGAGGAGAUGCUAAUUGACUCUAGGUGUACAUGGAAAUUUAGAUUUGCCAACUCUGUUGGUGAACGUUGAAAAUUAUAUGUAGAUAGGGUCAGGAAGUGUUUGGAAUAUGACAUUUAAAGGAGCAGGGAAACAAAGUAAUGUCGAAUGACUCAGAUGUAGAAACUGUGGUCAUACAGUCAAAUCUGACCGUCAUGGUCAUGCUUCAGAAAUUGUAUUGACAUGACAGAAGUAACCACAGAAAAAGAGUGAAGAGUUUCAUUUUCUGUCUUCGUGUAAAUGCAACACGUGUCUUGAAGACAUCUCAUGACAGGGAGUUUUGUUCUGUUCUGUAUAACAUCUGAUGUUUCAUCCAGAGCAAAACAACAUCCUUCACUGUCCUUUGCUUUUACUUGACAUGACAGUGUCAUCCUGUGCCCAUUUUGUGUCAACCCUCUUAAUAAGCAUUAGAAUUUAGUUAAUUCAAUAUGAAGGACACAAAAUGGCACAGUUUAGUCUUGUGGUUGAGAGAUCUUAACCACAGGCACCCACCCAACCCUAUUUAGAGUUUGAAAUAUCAAAGAUAUUGUGAUGAGAACAGAGAAAAAGGUUUGAUAAUAUAAUUAUUUUUUACUACAUGUUUCAGGUAAUUCUUUCUAAAUAUAUUGAUAUACCUUAGCUUUGCUCAAAAAUUGUGAUAUUUUAUAAUAAUGACACUUAUAACAAAGUUAUGGAUGGAAGUACGCACAGUAUGACUUGGAGACCUACACAUGUACUAUCCAAAACUGUAUAAAAUGUAUUUCUACUGUAAUUGUGAAUUUGUGUUAUACAAAUAUAUAUUAUAUAUAUAUGUAUAUGACUACAAAAAAAAGUCAUUUUCUAUGUGUUUAAACUACAUAAGAGCUGAACAAAUGCUGAGGACGGUGUCACUGUACAUAGCUGUGAAUGAAAUCCAAUUUAAAAUGACUCAUAUUGAUUGUGAAUGUACUCAUGCUUUCUGCAGUACCUACACCUACCCAACUUGAAUGCUGCUUCUUCUGUUGUGUGACAAAAAGUACUUUGACCUCCGAAGAGAGAACUGCUGUCGAGUUAUAAGUUGGACAAAUUUUAGUGACGAUUUAACAGAACUAUUUAUUUCUUUAUUUAUUUGCACAUGCAAGUUGAAAUCCUUCCAGUUUUAAGUUUGAGUAUUAAUGCGGAGAAAUGUAAUUGCAGAAGUAUAUAUAAUAUAUAUCAUGUGUUUAGAAUGCAUUUUGCAGACGCUAUCUGUACAUACUAUUUAAGAUACAGUUUUUACAAAAAAUAAUAUAUGUAUAAAAUUGAAAAAAUGCUGUGCAGCGAUUAUACUAGAGCCAUUUUGGGCUUUGGGACGUACCAUUUUUUCA